UUGAGUAUCAGUGUAUGCGGGGAAGGACACGACUGACUUCCUUUCAACACAUUUGAAAUAGUUUUCGCAAUUCACUUUGUUUUGAAAAACUUUUUCAGGUAUCAGGCUUGUUAAGUCAAACAGCUGUAGCAGCCGUCUGGAAUUGGCUGGCACUGGCGUCGACAUCGUCGAGACGGGCGCUGAUGACACAGAGGUCGUCAAGAAGAUGGUACAUCAUUUUGAGUGUACAAAGCAGCGACAAGUGCAACCAGAGAGUAAGGAGGAGCCGCUAACGAUUAACAAUCAAAUACCAGCAAGAAGAGUGAUCGAUUGCGCACAAGCCGCCGCCAGUGUUGGUGUGGCAGAAGUGAAGCAAGUAACAGUAAAUAAUCACAUAAAUGUGCCUAUGACAACAUACGCGCCGGACGAUGUCAAGUCCGCAAAAGUGAUAAGCGACGAAUUUGACCGCACAAACUACAAAGAUAAUAAAUCAGAAAUCGAAAAAACUUAUCAAAGUUCAGCCAUGGAUAUACGCUUGAGCACUGGCGAGCAACGAAAGUCUCAGGACUUUGUUGGCGAAAGCAUUGACGGUGGCGGUGACACAAAUGGCACAUUGAAAGUGUGGCGCAAUAAAAAUGUCGAUUUGGCUUACACAAUAGCGAUGAAGCAAUCGGAUGGCAACAGCAAAGCUGCGCAAACGAUGUCAACUACUGUGGCAAGCAUGAAAAGAAUAUUAGAAUCCAAUAUGCCAUUGAAGAGUUGUACGCGUAUCGAUGACAACGCCAGCUGCGAGAAAGGUAAGGAAGCCAGCGCUUUGCCGGAGAAAAUUAAUUUCGGAAAUAUGGACGCAAAGCAACCGCAACGAACCGUUGAUAAUUGGCAGGCGCCGCAAGGAGAGCAACACACUGCAGCCACUCAAGCUAAAAUACAAGCUGCACCAGCAGCAUCGGCGACAACAACGACAACACCAAUACUGGCACCCCGCUCCACGCAGCUACCCGCUCAAAUAGUUGUGCCCGUCGAGAUACAUCGCGUCGACCAGCAAACACCGGAGCCAUACGGUCGCACGAGCGUCGCCAGCAGCCGUGGCAGCAGCGUUACGACAGUUAUUGCAACCAGCACAACGACGCUGCUGGACAAGAGUGUUGUACGCCAUUAUGUGGCGAACGAUAAGAGCCUCUUCGAGAAGCGCAAGUAUGACGAUAUCGAAUUUGAGGAAUUCGAAGUUUAUGAUCCGACAAAGGAUUUUGAGAAGUUAAUUGAAAAUGAAAAACGCCGUGAGGAGGCGAAGAGAGAAGCGCAGCAACAGCGCGGACAGCUGGUGCAGCACGGGACGCAACUGGCACAACAGGCUGUUGGUGGCAAAUUGGUUGUUGCACCAGCAUGGCAUAGCAUCGGCGACAAAGGCGAUGACGACGAUGAUGACCAUGAGGAGGAGGAGGAGGAGGAAGACGGACGAAAAUCGAAGGUGGGCAGUGAUUGUUAUGACUACGAUAGCCUUGAGGAUAAAUUGUGAAGUGAGCGGCGGCAAGCGGCAAAGGAAAUCGAGAAAUUGACUAUAAUGUUUAUGUAAUCCUUUUAGCGUUUAAGUGCUUUAAAUUAAUUAAAAGUAUUCGAAAUGCGCAGCUGAUGCCAGGCGCGCAACGCCUUUCUAUAAGUGGGCGAAAUUUAUGAAAUGUAAAAAAGACAACGAUAACGGUGUAGGGGUAUUACAUUUUAUCUACAUUUACUGCAAAUAUACUUGUAUAACAUAUAAAAUUACUUAUUGUGCUAUCACUUUGCCUAAUUUUAAAUUCUAUCCAUUAUUUAUAUAUUAAAAAAAAAAAAUGAAAUGUACCAAACAAUCAUUGACUCCCAGGAGAAGUGUACGUGUGUCCACUGGCGAUUGAUGGCCGUGACAAAUGCCAAAUGUAGUCAAUCCAAAGGUUUUAUGCGAAUUGAAUAUUUAAGUUAAAUUAUUAAUUAUGUUAUAAAUAAAUGUAUGCGUAUUUACAAUUAAAAUAAA
Molecule: messenger RNA, 1984 nt
Organism: Rhagoletis zephyria (snowberry fruit fly)
Lineage: Eukaryota; Metazoa; Arthropoda; Insecta; Diptera; Tephritidae
Gene: jv
Product: javelin
Source: RefSeq, a predicted model, not a curated record